AUGGCUUUCCUAAAAAUAUUAGUAUUUUUGUGUUUAUUUGCAACUGUGCAUCUACGAGUACCUAAAAGGAUUAAUACCGAAUUAGAAGCCUAUAUCGAAGAAAAGAAAGCAGAAAUUAAUCCAAGAUACAAACUACAUUAUCAUGUGACGCCACCCGUGGGAUGGAUGAACGAUCCCAAUGGUUUCUCGUUCUUCAAUGGCGAGUACCACGUGUUCUAUCAAUUUUAUCCUUAUGAUAGCCAGUGGGGCCCCAUGCACUGGGGACAUGCCUCGAGCCCUGACCUAGUAAACUGGGAGCAACUACCAACGGCUUUAGUACCUGAUGAGGAGAUGUGUUUCUCUGGAAGUGCUAUCGUUAAAGAUGACCAAUUAGUACUUAUGUACACGGGUCGUGUAAAUACUGAAGUAGAUCCUUUCUUCUACGAAUCUCAAUAUUUGGCUUUCAGUGAUGAUGGGAUUAAUUUUGAAAAGUAUGAAGGCAAUCCAGUCCUGCCUGUGGCUCUAGAUGGCUCGCCAGAUUUCCGUGAUCCUAAGGUUUGGAAGCAUGGAGAUUACUGGUAUGUAGUUAUUGGUAGUAAAACUCCAGACGAUAGAGGUCGCGUGCUACUGUAUAGAUCUCCCGACAUGAUAUCUUGGGACUUUUUAAACGUGCUUGGAGAAUCAACUGGUAAUAUGGGAUACAUGUGGGAAUGUCCUGACUUUUUUGAGAUGAAUGGAAGACAUAUACUUUUAAUGUCUCCACAAGGCAUGGAACCUGUAGGUGACAGGUACAAAAAUCUUCACCAGACGGGAUACAUUAUUGGGACUUUCGAUUAUGAAACAUUUGAAUUCGUACCUGAAGUUGACUUUCAAGAAAUUGAUUUUGGUCAUGAUUUUUACGCGACGCAAACUACUGAGAAUGACGGGAAGAGGAUUCUUAUUGCUUGGUUUGGUAUGUGGGAGACUCCUUUCCCUGAAGCUGUUGAUGGUUGGGCAGGAGCUAUGACAAUAUUCAGAGAACUAGUGUUACAUGAUGAUCGACUUCUUAUGAAGCCUGUUGAUGCAAUGACGUCACUCAGAGAAGAAACUGUUUGGGAUGGAAAAUUUGAAGAAGGUGAAAAAAUAUCUUUUGAUAAAACUUUGGAAUUGAUUGUUACUAGCGACUUAAACCAGAAAAUCAAUAUUCAGAUAACGGGUAGUAACGGUGGAGAUCAGAUUUUAUUACAAUGGGAUCCGGAUGUGCGUAAAGUUGUGGUAGACAGAGAUGGAGAUAUAAGACAAGUUGAAUGGUCUCCAAUUGAUUCAAAAUCGAUGAGAAUCUUUUUGGAUGCCAGUUCCAUGGAGCUGUUUUGUGGGGAAGGUGAAGUUGUGUUCAGUAGCAGAAUAUUUCCUAAUGGAGAAUGGCUUGUCACUAAUCUGAGUCCUCAAUCCGUCGAUGUUGUGGCCUAUAAAUUGAGAAGAAGUGUUCCGGAAUAA
Arctia plantaginis is the source of this 1455-nucleotide messenger RNA. The record is from the annotation of a GenBank genome assembly. NCBI's taxonomy places the organism in Eukaryota, Metazoa, Arthropoda, Insecta, Lepidoptera, Erebidae.